AGAGAGGAGGAGAGAGAGAGAGAGAGAGAGAGAGAGAGAGAGAGAGAGAGAGAGAGAGAGAGAGAGAGAGACUGAUUAAGAAUUAGGAGUGAUUCAAGGAAAGCGAGCGCUCUAUCUUUGUGCAGUUGAAUAUUAACAUUUGAGGUGCUCUGAUCAGUGGAAGAGAGACAGAGCGGAUCAUCAUUCAUUCACCACGUUGACAACCUCGUCUGUGAUUGACAGCUGGAGUGGCAAAAAGCCAUGAGAUUUGUUAGUUGGGUUUGAGGGACACUUUUUUUCUUUUUUAAAAACUGAUUUUGGGGUAAAGAAGAUCUGCUUUCUUACCCCCGCUGCUGUAUUGGAAACGGGAGCGCUUUUAUGCUGAGUUAUUAUCUCUACCGCUUCCUUCAGGUCCAGUAGACUGAAGAUUUGGGACCGAUUGAUCACGUUGCUGGAGACUUUAAAGGAUUUUUUUCAUCAUUGUUGUUGUUGUUUUCCGGGGGAGUUUGCGUUUUUGUUUCUUUCCACACUGGCCUUAAAGAGGAUAUAUUAGAAGUUGAAGUAGGAAGGGAGCCAGGCAGGCCGAUGGCGCAAAGGUACGACGAUUUACCCCAUUACGGGGGGAUGGAUGGAGUAGGUAUCCCCUCCACGAUGUAUGGGGAUCCUCACGCUGCGAGAUCCAUGCAGCCAGUUCACCAUCUGAAUCACGGUCCUCCUCUGCACUCUCAUCAAUACCCGCACACAGCUCACACCAACGCCAUGGCCCCCAGCAUGGGCUCCUCUGUCAAUGACGCUUUAAAGAGAGAUAAAGAUGCCAUUUAUGGACACCCCCUGUUCCCUCUCUUAGCACUGAUUUUUGAGAAAUGUGAAUUAGCUACUUGUACACCCCGCGAGCCGGGGGUAGCAGGCGGAGAUGUCUGCUCCUCAGAGUCUUUCAAUGAAGACAUAGCAGUGUUCGCCAAACAGAUUCGUGCAGAAAAACCUCUAUUUUCUUCUAAUCCUGAACUGGAUAACUUGAUGAUCCAAGCCAUACAAGUAUUAAGGUUUCAUCUGUUGGAAUUAGAGAAGGUACACGAAUUAUGUGACAAUUUCUGCCACCGGUAUAUUAGCUGUUUGAAAGGGAAAAUGCCUAUCGAUUUGGUGAUAGACGAUAGAGAAGGCGGAUCAAAAUCAGACAGUGAAGAUAUAACAAGAUCAGCAAAUCUAACAGAUCAGCCAUCUUGGAACAGAGAUCAUGAUGACACAGCAUCCACACGCUCAGGAGGAACACCAGGACCCUCCAGUGGGGGGCACACAUCACAUAGUGGGGACAACAGCAGUGAGCAAGGUGAUGGCUUGGACAACAGUGUAGCUUCCCCCAGCACAGGUGAUGAUGAUGAUCCAGAUAAGGACAAAAAGCGUCAUAAAAAGCGUGGCAUCUUUCCCAAAGUAGCCACAAAUAUCAUGAGGGCGUGGCUGUUCCAGCAUCUAACACAUCCUUACCCUUCUGAAGAACAGAAAAAGCAGCUGGCACAAGACACAGGCCUCACUAUACUUCAAGUGAACAAUUGGUUUAUUAAUGCUAGAAGAAGAAUAGUUCAGCCCAUGAUAGACCAGUCCAAUCGAGCAGGCAAGUCCCCCAUAGUAACUGUAUUCAAGUCACGCAAGCGAAAGCCAUCCUCAAGCCAUUCACCGGGAGGUCCAUUACCUGUAAGUCAAGGAACACCUUAUAACCCAGACGGACAACCAAUGGGAGGUUUCGUAAUGGACGGUCAGCAACACAUGGGCAUCAGAGCACCAGGGCUGCAAAGUAUGCCAGGGGAGUAUGUAGCUCGGGGUGGUCCAAUGGGUGUGAGUAUGGGACAGCCAAGUUAUACCCAACCCCAGAUGCCCCCACAUCCUGCUCAGCUGCGUCAUGGGCCCCCCAUGCAUACCUACAUUCCUGGACACCCUCACCACCCAACAGUGAUGAUGCAUGGAGGACCAUCCCACCCUGGAAUGCCAAUGUCAGCAUCAAGCCCCACAGUGCUUAAUACAGGAGACCCAACAAUGAGUGGACAAGUCAUGGACAUUCAUGCUCAGUAGCUUAAGGGAAUAUGCAUUGUCUGCAACCGUGACAGAUUUCAAAUAUCGUUUUUCUGCAUUGACUGUGGAGUUCCAUUCUUGGCAUCUACUGUGGACCAAGGAGCAUCCCUAAUUCUUCAUAGGGACCCUUAAAAAAGCAGGAAACACCAACCGAAGUCAACUUUGGGGACAUGCUAAAUAACUAUAUAAGACAUUAAGAGAACAAAGAGUGAAAUAUUGUAAAUGCUAUUAUACUGUUAUCCAUAUUACGUUGUUUCUUAUAGAUUUUUUAAAAAAAAAUGUGAAAUUUUUCCACACUAUGUGUGUUGUUUCCAUAGCUCUUCACUUCCUCCAGAAGCCUCCUUACAUUAAAAGCCUUACAGUUAUCCUGCAAAUGACAGAAAGGUCUUAUUUGCGGGAUUUUUAGAGCAUUAAAAUAACUAUAUCAGGCAGAAGAAUCUUUCUUCCAGCCUAGGAUUUCAGCCAUUCGUGUGCUCGCUCUCUCUCUCUCUCUCUCUCUCUCUCUCUCUCUCUCUCUCUCUCUCUCUCUCUCUCUCUCUCUCUCUCUCUCUCCCCCCUCUCCCUCUCUCCCUCUCUCUAGCCUGGGGCUUGAAUUUGCAUGUCUAAUUCAUUUACUCACCAUAUUUGAAUUGGCCUGAACAGAUGUAAAUCGGGAAGGAUGGGAAAAACUGCAGUCAUCAACAAUGAUUAAUCAGCUGUUCCAGGCAGUGUCUUAAGGAGACUGGUAGGAGGAGGCAUGGAAACCAAAAGGCAGUGUGUUUUGAAGCCUCAUUGUCACAUCAGAGCAUCAUUGUCCCCAUGCAACAACCACCACCUUAUACAUCACUUCCUGUUUUAUGCAGCUCAAAAACAUGAACUGAAGAUUUAUUUUUAAUAUGUUGACUUUAUUUCUGAGCAAAGCAUCAGUCAUGUGUGUAUUUUUCCAUAGUCCCAUCUUGGAGCAUUUAUGUAGACAUUGUAAAUAAAUUUUGUGCAAAAAGGACUGGAAAAAUGAACUGUAUUAUUGCAAUUUUUUGUAAAAGUAGCAGUUUGGUAUGAGUUGGCAUGCAUACAAGAUUUAAUAAGUGGGAUAAGCUAAUUAUACUUUUUGUUGUGGUUAAACAAAUGCUUGUUGAUAGCCUUUUUCUAUCAAGAAACCAAGGAGCUAAUUAUUAAUAAUAAUCAUUGCACACUGAGUCUUAGAGUUUCUGAUUGAAACAGUUUGGAUUGUAUAAUAACUCAAAGCCCAGUUGUAGUAGUUUGAGUGCAGUAAUGAAAUCUGAAUCUAAAAUAAAAACAAAUUAUUUUUUGUCA
Molecule: messenger RNA, 3336 nt
Organism: Phascolarctos cinereus (koala)
Lineage: Eukaryota; Metazoa; Chordata; Mammalia; Diprotodontia; Phascolarctidae
Gene: MEIS1
Product: Meis homeobox 1
Biological process (GO): regulation of DNA-templated transcription
Molecular function (GO): DNA binding
Source: RefSeq, a predicted model, not a curated record